Messenger RNA from Purpureocillium lilacinum, 1335 nucleotides. RefSeq lists its product as uncharacterized. Gene Ontology annotation, molecular function: oxidoreductase activity. Lineage: Eukaryota; Fungi; Ascomycota; Sordariomycetes; Hypocreales; Ophiocordycipitaceae. The record is from RefSeq and is a predicted model, not a curated record.
AUGGCUCAGGACAGCGACGACCAUGCACAGGUGAUUGUGAUUGGCGCUGGAUUGUCGGGCCUCACAGCCGCCUCGGAGCUACAGCGCCAGGGCAUCGACGUCAUCGUGCUCGAGGCAUGCCCAACCAUCGGCGGCCGCUCCAAAUCAACCACCACCAAGCUCGGGUCGCACAUUGACCUCGGAGGCCAAUGGAUUGGGCACGGCCAUGACCGCUUCACUGCGCUGGUUCAGAAGGCCGGGGGCACCAUUUACAAGACCUUCACGCGCGGCUUGCCGCUGAUUGUUCGCGACCGUCGCACCGUGUCCAUCUUUUCGCCGUCGGCACUUCUGUCGCUUUUCUAUCUCGCCAUCUUCGAAGUCAUGAGCAAGGUCUAUGUUCCGCAAAGCUGGGUCUCGCUCACAGUGGACAAGGCCAUUGAAACCAUGGCCCCAACGCAACUCGCACGACAACUCCUCCGCCUCCUGGUCGCUGUCACGUCCACCGCCGAUCUGGCCAACUUCUCCAUGUACAGCUAUGCCAAAAGUAUUCCCCUAUGCGGCGGCUUGAUAGACAUGAUGGGCACAGCGGGCGGAGCGCAAGACAGCCUGAUUGUGGAAUCCACCGGCAUCGCUACCUCCAUGCUAGCCGGAGAGCUCUCCCGCAAGGUAAUAACCAACACGCCCGUGACGAGUGUGUCACAGGUUGGAAGCAAGGGAGUCAAGGUAGGAACAGCGUCAGGGAGGCAGUUCCGCGCCAGCAAGGUCAUCGUCACAGUCCCGCCGCCCAUGUGGAAGAGCAUCACGUUCGAGCCUGCGUUGCCCGCUGAACGUCUGGCGGUCCAACGAAACACCCGCAUGGGCAUCGUCUACAAAGCUUUUGCUAUUUAUGAGGAGCCUUUCUGGCGCGAGGGAUUAGGCGGCGAAAUCCUGAUGCUCGAUGACCCGGCUUUCGGUGUGUUCGACUCUACCUCACCUGGAGGGCCGGGCCAUCUGUGCAUCUUGGUGCCCGGUUCUCCUGCGCACCAGCUCGACAAGCUGAGCGCUGAUGAGCGACGCGACUUUCUGCUGUCUCGACUCGUGCCACAUCUGGGCCGUCGCGUGCUCCAGCCUGUGGACUGGCACGACAAGGCCUGGCAUUUGGACGAGCACUGUGGCGGCGGCUACAUGGCAUUCCCGGUCGCUGGCACUACGGAGGGUAUUCUGCCGAUGCCUCACGAGCCGAUUGGCAAUCUGCACUGGGCAGGAACAGAGACGUCGCCGGACCAUCCUGGAUAUUUCGAAGGUGCCAUACAGUCGGGCGAGCGGGUGGCCCAGGAGGUUGUUGGCGUUCUUCGCGGAGUCAAGGAUGGGAAAUGA